AUGACAGAGGAGCGAGUAAAGGACUCCCUCUCAGAGAAACACAGUGUGAGAUCAGGAUCAUGUGUGUCCAGCUCUGUGUCUCUGAAAAGUGACCAGUCUAAAGGUCCUCCACCAAACUUCAGUGAGAAAACACCAUCAUCUAUCAAAAGUGUGAGAUCAGGAUCAUGUGUGUCCAGCUCUGUGUCUCUAAAGAGUGACUGGUCUAAAGAGGGUCAAAUACCAAACUUCAGUGAGAAAACGCCAUCAUCUGCCCAAAGGGUUGAAUAUGAGUUAACAGAUUCAAGAGACGAGACUCACAGGAGACACAAGAGUUUCUCAGACAAUCUCCAGUGGAUCUUCCAGAAACUUGAGAGGAAAAUUAUCAGAUUUCUGAAGAAUGAACUGGAAAAGUUAAAGACAAUCUUACAAGAUGAAGACAGACAAGAGUUUGUAAAAGACUUUAAUGAGAAUAGAUGCAGUAUCACAGAAGCAGCUCUUGAUCUCACACUCUUCUUCCUGAGAAAGAUGAAGCAAGAUGAAGCUGCUGAUACCCUCGAGGGUGAGCUGUUCUUCAUAAAUGAGUUAAAAGGCAGCCUAAAGAAAAAAUAUCAAAGUGUGUUUGAAGGAAUCUCUCAGCAAGGAGACUCCACACUUCUGAAUAACAUCUACACAGAUCUCUAUAUCACUCAGGGUGCGAGUGAACAGGUCAACACUGAACAUGAGAUAAGACAGAUUGAAGCUGCUUCUAGACGUCAUCAAUCACUAGACAUACAGGUUGAAUGCAAACAUUUGUUUGAAGCACCUGAACAAGACAAGCAAAUCAGAACUGUCCUGACAAGAGGAGUUGCUGGCAUCGGGAAAUCAGUCUCUGUGCAAAAGUUUGUUCUGGAUUGGGCUGAAGGAAAAGAAAAUCAAGACAUCAGCUUCAUAUUUCCUCUUCCAUUCAGAGAGAUGAACUUAAAGGAGAAAGAAAGACAAAGUUUAAAAGACCUCAUAACUCAGUUUUUCCCAGAGACUAAAGGACUGAACCUUACAAGAAGGACACGAUUCAAAAUCUUGUUCAUCCUUGAUGGAUUGGAUGAAUGUCGUCUUCCUCUGAACUUUGCUGGUAAAGAGACGUGUCGUGAUGUUUCGUCAACAGUCCCUCUGGAUGUUCUCCUGACGAACCUCAUCAAGGGAAAUCUGCUUCCUUCUGCUCUCAUCUGGAUCACCAGCAGACCAGCAGCUGCCGGUAAGAUUCCUGCAGACUGUAUCGACCAACUGACAGAAAUAAGAGGAUUCAAUGAUGCCCAAAAGGAGGAGUACUUCAGAAAGAGACUCACAGAUCAGAAUCAGGCCAGAGAAAUCAUUGAUCACAUUAAACAGUCAAAGAGUCUCUUUAUUAUGUGCCACAUCCCAGUCUUCUGCUGGAUUUCAGCCACUGUUCUCCAGAAAAUUUUGAAACUGAAACACAGGGCUAAUGGUGAAACACUGCAGGAAUCUCCCAAGACUCUGACACAGAUGUACACACACUUUCUCCGCUUUCAGAUUCAGCAGAGCAGAAGAAAGUAUGAUGGAGAAAACACACCAGAUGUUUCCUGGGAUCGAAACCUCAUACUUUCACUGGGGAAACUGGCCUUUCAGCAGCUGGAAAGAAACAAUGUGAUCUUCUAUGAGAGCGAUCUGAAAGACUGUGGCAUUGACAUCUAUAAGACAUCGGUGUACUCAGGCAUGUGUACUCAGAUCUUUAAGGAGACGGGAAUCAUCCUUGGUACCAUGUACUGCUUUCUUCACUUGAGCAUUCAGGAGUUCACCGCAGCCCUUUAUCAACAUCUGUUUGUAGACAGUGACAAGAAGUACUUAUCUAUUUUUAGGCAGAAAAACAAAAAUAAAGGCAUGAUUAAUAUGCUGAAGACUGCAGUGGACAAGGCUCUGGAAAGUGACAAUGGACAUCUGGAUCUUUAUCUUCGCUUCCUUCUCGGUCUGUCACUCCAAUCCAAUCAACAACUCUUGCAAGGCCUGUUGACACAGCAGGAUGACAGUGACCAGAGCAAAGAGGAAAUAAUUGAAUACAUUAAGCAGAAGCUUAAAGGGAAUCUGUCUCUAGAGAGAUCCAUCAAUCUGUUCUACUGUCUGAAUGAACUGAACGACCAAACUCUGCUGAAAGAGAUUCAGUCUCACCUUAGUAGAGGAAGUCUGUCAUCUGCUCUCCUUUCACCUGCCCAGUGGUCUGCGCUGGUCUUUGUGUUGUUGACCUCAGAGGAGGAGCUGGAGGAGUUUGAGCUUCAGAAAUUCCAGAAAUCAGACGAGUGUCUCAUCAGACUAUCAGCAGUCAUCAAAACCUCCAAAAGAGCUCUGUAA
This is a messenger RNA of Danio aesculapii, 2319 nucleotides long. Its product is annotated as NLR family CARD domain-containing protein 3-like. The transcript is spliced from 6 exons. Bases 1 to 2319 code for a protein of 772 amino acids. The record is from RefSeq and is a predicted model, not a curated record. Lineage: Eukaryota; Metazoa; Chordata; Actinopteri; Cypriniformes; Danionidae.